Cutaneotrichosporon cavernicola is the source of this 966-nucleotide messenger RNA. RefSeq lists its product as uncharacterized. Gene Ontology annotation, molecular function: ornithine decarboxylase inhibitor activity. Lineage: Eukaryota; Fungi; Basidiomycota; Tremellomycetes; Trichosporonales; Trichosporonaceae. Bases 1 to 966 code for a protein of 321 amino acids. The transcript is spliced from 2 exons. The record is from RefSeq and is a predicted model, not a curated record.
AUGAACGCCUCGACGACGAGUAUGGACAUCGACAGUCCGUGGAUGUUCGCAAACUCGGUCAAGUACUCCACUCCGGCUCACUCCACUCCUGCUCUGGCGCUUGCGCGCGCAGGUGGUCCAGAGGGCACCACAUAUCUCUAUCAGCUCGACGACGCCCCGGCGGCCGCCCCGGGCGGUGGGUUUGAGGCGGGCGGGGGGACGGACGGCACCUACCUCCCGCCAACAACUGUUGCCACCUACCCGACACCCCCCUCGAGUCUGUCGGGAAGCUACCGCGUACCCGCGCGGCCCCCACCUGAACAGCUGUAUCCCCUUACACCGUCGUCGGUUGCUUCCAACCUGGUAUCCAACCUCUAUCGCCCUAACGCGUGCUCGUUGACGCGUUCCGCGUCUGGCGCGUCCGCGAAAUCAACCGCGUCCUCCACUUCCUCGACAUCCUCAGACGAUGCGGCGCGCUGUGGUCCAGUCCUACCCCUCAUCCACGGCGUGUUUCCAGCAACGGCAUCCUCCGUAUCCGCGGCAUCGCACAUGCUGGAGAUCGUUACACCCCCCACCCACGUGCUGCACGGCUUCAUCGCCGACGAGCCGACCCUCGGCCGCCUCGUGUUCGUCCACCUGCCACCGACGCACGCUAGCGCGCCGGCGCGCCCCGAAGUCCUCGCGCCGCACUUCUUCAACGUUCUCCACAGCGACGGGCCGACGUACUCAGCCGCACCGGCCCCUCCAACGGGUCCCGUCGCGCUCGAUAUCCGCGAGAGUCUCACUGCCCUCCUAGAUCUAGCGGACGAGAUCGAGGGUACGCAACUCGUCCUCAUCCUCGACAAGGACGAGCGUGAGCCCGCCCCGCUCGCCGAACUCAUGCACGCGCUCAUGUACGUCGGCGGUACGCCUGUUCGCCCCGGCGCCCCCGUCGGCGAGUGGGAGUGGGACGCGCGCCGCUGGGCGCUCGUCUCUAUCGAGCUGUAG